CUUUCUCCCAGCUAUUCAUGAAAACAGCUGAUUUUCCGCACGUAUACUGCGGCUUAUUUUCUUCAGGUAUUUCUGGUGAUGAGAGAAAGGAAAUUAUUGGAUAUCGUGCCGUUAUUGGUUGCUUCGCGUCGUUAUUAUUCUUCAACAUUGAACCGCGCGUGUUUUAUACGAACGUAAGUGUUGAUAAUCGACAUCAACGGUGAAAAUCAUGAACAAAACUGGAAGACUGAUGUUCCGGAUUUAUGUAGCUACCAGUAAUCUUAUAAAUUCGUUACCAAAUAGAAGCAGGUUUUUUUACACCCCGAAUACUUCGCUCUCUUACGCUUCAUACUCAAAAGAUUACAGAUCGAGCCACCAGCCGUCGAAUAGAGCCAACGAUAGCGAUGCGGUUUCACAGGCCUUAGCCACGGUGCAAACAACAGAAGAACUGUUUGAAAUUGUUAGCAAAUAUCGUCCGCUGUUGAAAAUUGAACACUCGUUAGCAGCUUUCAAGAUAUUGGCUUCUAAGCAGAGGCAGGAGAGCAAAGUUGAUUCGACAAUUGCAAAGAAGGCGGAAUUUCUUAAGCUUUGUAGAGUUGUGGUAAAUGAUUCCAAAUCCCUGGACGUAAAUGACGCUGUAUUCAUUUUCAAGACUCUUAAUUACCUUGGUAUCUCAAACAACAGCUGGAUAUCUCAAUCUCUGCUUGAAGUAAUCAGAAAUUCCCUGAAUGAUCUUUCCUUUCUUCGUCUUGUGGAACUUGAACACGAAUUGCAGGAAUUUGCAAGCAGUCCGUUGUCAACUGCUCUUAAGAUCGUGGUGCCAGAAUUGUGUGAAUUUCGACUGCAGAAUAUUGUGGUGGAUAAAAAGAAUAUUGUUGACGUGGCGUCCGCACUUACACUUUUACACAAUAAACCUGGUCGUAAUAAAUUGAUAGCAAAUGUUGUCAGUCAGACACGCAAAAUAGGACAGAGCAGGAAGGUUUCGUAUGGAGUUAAAAGAUUCCGAAGCCUGUGCAGGCACCAGUAUCAUAAACCUGGAUACGAAGAAGCAGUUCAAAAUUCACAACAAAUUCUCAUAAAGUAUAUGAGCUGUGUUGAGUUUGAUGAUAUUCAUGGUAUGGUCCGCAUGAUGAGAGAUAGGAAAUGUCUUAGGCAUAAAAUUUUUCGUAAUGCGGAGCUUAUGGACGCUUUUGGAAAUGCAAUCAUUGCUAGAAAUGAGGGAUUUUCAAGAAGUACUCUGAUAUUGUAUUUAUUGCAGCAACUCAACUAUAUGCACAUACCAUUGAGGGAUUAUGCCACAGCUGAGUGCAUUCAAAACCUAGAGAAUUUGUGUAAAUAUGACGGACAAGUUAUCAUGAUGUUCGUGAUAAGCCUCGCUUCCUUCAAUUAUAAACCAACGUUUUGGAACACCAUGCAACCAAUCAUAUUAAAGAUCAUACAUAGAGAUCUACAUAACUUGAAUAAUCUUCUACGAUUAAGCAUCGGUUUAGCAAUCUUGGAUUGCUUUGACACAGAUAUUUUAGAGUUAGUGUUCAGUGAAAGGUUCCUUGUAGCCGCAGAAGUGGAAAAGAUACCUAUGAAACUAUGGAAUUUAUUGUUAUUGUACCAAAGCAUUCACACCCUUUGUUCAAUCCCAGUAAAAAAAUCUCUACCGAAACGUAUACUUGAAAAUGCCAUGAAAGUCAACGAAACUUUAAACAUAGAUUCUUCUUUAUUGCCCGUUUUAGAGAGGGCUAUGGGUGGCUCACAGUAUGUCAUACGUAACCUGUGGACCAAACUUGGGCAUUAUAUUGAACAUAUCGUUAUAAUGAGAAAAGGUGGAUACGCUGUUUCGCUUAAUUUGUCAUCUGAAGAGACGAAUGAAUGCAAGCCUAUAACGUACAUAGAAGAUCUUCAAGUGCCUUCUGAGAGCCAAGUCAUUAUAGUGAAACCAAUGCCUGUCGCGGCAUAUGCACAUAAUUCUCAACAUCUUCGAGGCACUUGGAUUUUGCUAUUGAAAACUUUGGAGAAACAAACGGGACACGCGGUUGUUCCGAUAAAUUUAACGACAUGGAAUGCUCUCCGAGACUACGAAAAAAUUCCACAUCUCAUGCAAGCUAUUCGCCUAAAGUGUGACUAUAUGUCCGAGGCCGCAAAUGUAUCAUAAGUAGUGUAAAACUCUAUUAUAUAAAAUAUUUAACUAUUGUACGAAAAAAAAGAAAGAACCAUCUUUCUCAAAUUCAGCCUUCCUA
Molecule: messenger RNA, 2210 nt
Organism: Diprion similis
Lineage: Eukaryota; Metazoa; Arthropoda; Insecta; Hymenoptera; Diprionidae
Exons: 5
Coding region: 209-2125 (638 amino acids)
Source: RefSeq, a predicted model, not a curated record